Molecule: messenger RNA, 1287 nt
Organism: Esox lucius (northern pike)
Lineage: Eukaryota; Metazoa; Chordata; Actinopteri; Esociformes; Esocidae
Product: extensin-like
Exons: 2
Coding region: 23-1135 (370 amino acids)
Source: RefSeq, a predicted model, not a curated record
UCAUCCAGACCCAGACUGCCAGAUGACUUUUAAUCGUAACCCUGUUCCAAUCUGCCAGAUGACUUUUAAUCCUAACCCUGUUCCAAUCUGCCAGAUGACUUUUAAUCCUAACCCUGUUCCAAUCUGCCAGAUUACUUUUAAUCCUAACCCUGUUCCAAUCUGCCAGAUUACUUUUAAUCCUAACCCUGUUCCAAUCUGCCAGAUGACGUUUAAUCCUAACCCUGUUCCAAUCUGCCAGAUUACUUUUAAUCCUAACCCUGUUCCAAUCUGCCAGAUUACUUUUAAUCCUAACCCUGUUCCAAUCUGCCAGAUGACUUUUAAUCCUAACCCUGUUCCAAUCUGCCAGAUUACUUUUAAUCCUAACCCUGUUCCAAUCUGCCAGAUUACUUUUAAUCCUAACCCUGUUCCAGACUGCCAGAUGACUUUUAAUCCUAACCCUGUUCCAAUCUGCCAGAUGACUUUUAAUCCUAACCCUGUUCCAAUCUGCCAGAUGACUUUUAAUCCUAACCCUGUUCCAAUCUGCCAGAUUACUUUUAAUCCUAACCCUGUUCCAAUCUGCCAGAUUACUUUUAAUCCUAACCCUGUUCCAAUCUGCCAGAUGACGUUUAAUCCUAACCCUGUUCCAAUCUGCCAGAUGACGUUUAAUCCUAACCCUGUUCCAAUCUGCCAGAUGACGUUUAAUCCUAACCCUGUUCCAAUCUGCCAGAUGACGUUUAAUCCUAACCCUGUUCCAAUCUGCCAGAUGACUUUUAAUCCUAACCCUGUUCCAAUCUGCCAGAUUACUUUUAAUCCUAACCCUGUUCCAAUCUGCCAGAUUACUUUUAAUCCUAACCCUGUUCCAGACUGCCAGAUGACUUUUAAUCCUAACCCUGUUCCAAUCUGCCAGAUUACUUUUAAUCCUAACCCUGUUCCAGACUGCCAGAUGACUUUUAAUCCUAACCCUGUUCCAAUCUGCCAGAUGACGUUUAAUCCUAACCCUGUUCCAAUCUGCCAGAUGACGUUUAAUCCUAACCCUGUUCCAAUCUGCCAGAUGACGUUUAAUCCUAACCCUGUUCCAAUCUGCCAGAUAACCUUUAACUUUUUCACACCUGACCAAUUAACUUUAACCCUAAUCCCGUCCAAACCCGACAAAUAACAAUUAUCCCUGACCCGGCUUCAACCAGUUCUUUGUUCUGCUUUAAUCUGGGAUAGAGGCUCAUCUUGCUGGUUUAUUGGGGUUAACAGUCAUCAGGCAGGCUGGUUGGGGUUUCGUUGGCAGGCUGGUUGGGGUUUUGUUGGCAGGCUGGU